Molecule: messenger RNA, 2182 nt
Organism: Cloeon dipterum
Lineage: Eukaryota; Metazoa; Arthropoda; Insecta; Ephemeroptera; Baetidae
Gene: MFS3
Product: major facilitator superfamily transporter 3
Exons: 9
Coding region: 207-1760 (517 amino acids)
Biological process (GO): monoatomic anion transport; transmembrane transport
Cellular component (GO): membrane
Molecular function (GO): transmembrane transporter activity
Source: RefSeq, a predicted model, not a curated record
GAUUCAUAAAUAAAGGAGUAACACGUUUGGAGAUGCGGGUGUGCGAGGAGAGAUGAGUGGGGCACUGGUUUAUUCUUAGCAGGAACAUCAUGAAUUAGUUGCGUUAGAGUAGAGAGAAACACACACACACACACUCACUCACACACAAGCCGCGCAUACUCGGAAUCGCGGAGGCUGUUGCCCGCUAAGAGUCACCUUGAGUCGGCAUGGAAGCGCCUGACAGCAGUGUGAGUCGCUCCGGUGGCUGCAGAUUUCCAGCAUGGCUACCGGCGAGGUACAUUUUUGCGGUGCUCGGCUCGAUCGGCUUUGCCAUUAUCUACGGACUGAAGGUGAACCUGAGCGUGUGCAUCGUGGCUAUGAUCAACAGCACUGCCCUGAUGGCGACUUCGGAGCACCACGCUGCCGUUUCCGAGCUGCACAACAUCUCGACCGCUGCCGCAGCCGGCCCUGAACUGUGCAUGUACCCUGAGGACGAACUAGCGGCGGGUGGCGCCAAAGGUGGAUUUGAUGAUGGCAAGUACGUGUGGAACGAGCGGAUCCAGGGUUUGGUGCUGGGCUCCUACUUCUGGGGCUACCUGGUGACACAGGUGCCCGGUGGUCGGCUAGCGGAAAUAUUUGGCGGCAAGUGGGUCAUGUGGGGCGCCGUGAUGGUGAACGCCCUUUUCACCGUACUGACCCCGCUGGCCGCAGACAUCGGUUAUGCAGCACUCAUCGGGGCCAGGGUGAUCGAAGGCCUCGGCUCGGGUGUUACGUUCCCAGCGAUGCACGUAAUGAUUGCCAAGUGGACGCCACCAUUCGAGAGGAGCAAAAUUUCAGCCAUCGUGUACGCCGGCACUGCCCUGGGCACCGUCAUUUCCAUGCCCAUGUCCGGCCUGAUCGCCGGCUGGAUCGGCUGGGCGGCCGUCUUCUACAUCAUGGGUGGCCUUUCGCUCAUCUGGUGCGUCAUCUGGCCCCUGAUCAUCUACGACUCACCUGAAACCCACCCUCUCAUCACUGAGGAGGAACGAAGCAUGAUUGUCACGUCCUUAGCUGGAGACGAUCCGAAGAAGAAGCACUCUGCAAAUGCAGCAGUGCCGUGGCGCGCGGUGCUCACUUCUGGCCCCUUCAUCGCCAUCCUGGUGGCCCACUUCUGCAGCAACUUCGGCUGGUACAUGCUGCUCAUCGAGCUGCCCUCGUAUAUGAAACAAGUGCUCCGCUUCGAUAUUCAACAGAACGCCGGGCUGUCAGCUUUGCCGUUUUUCACCAUGUGGCUUUUCGGCCUUUUGUUCAGCAACCGGCUCGACUGGGCUCGCUCGCAGGGCUACCUGACCACAACAACCGCCCGUAAAUUUGCCACCAGCGUCGCUUCAGUGAUUCCGGCCGCUUGCCUGAUCGGUGUGUGCAUCGCUGGCUGCAACCGCACCGGGGCCGUCGCCUUCAUGACCGUUGGUAUCACCGCCAUCGCCGGGAUGUUCUCUGGAUUCCUCGCUAAUCAUAUCGAUAUCUCCCCAAACUACGCAGGAACGCUGAUGGCUUUGACCAACAUGGCAGCUACCAUACCAGGCUUCAUCGUGCCUGUCUUUGUUGGCGAAUUGACACACGGAAACCAAAGUUUGGGCCAGUGGCAGAUAAUUUUCUUCACCACGGUCGGAUUCUACGUGGUGGAGGUUGUUGUGUACGUUCUGCUGGGCUCGGGCGAUACGCAACCUUGGAACGACCAGAAGGAGAAAUACGAAGACAAAGCAGCCGGCGACGGCGAAAUGGAAGCUGCACAGCUAUAAAAUUUCCUCUCUGUGCCUUCAUCUCACUUUGAUGAAAACACGAGAGACACCGCAAAUUAGAUUACUUGCCGCACCCUGCGCGUGGCAAAAAAGAGAUGUUGCCAAAACUAAAACACUAUUACAUUUAACGCCGCAUCUAAUGCACUUUACUCGAAUAUCAAAAUUCACCCCGUUCGAGCCAUUUCAAAAUAAUGUAAUUUUAAAAAUACACAAAUAAUAUGUGUGAUUUAAUGUUAAGGUGUUAACUGUCGUAGUUUGAUGAGAUGGCUGGUUUAAUUUCCUCAUUUGCAUUGGAACGCCUUUUCUGCUUCUCUCAUCUCGAAUGUUGCAGUUUUAUCGAAUGUAGCGUAUGUAUGUCUCACACUUUGGUGUAUUAUGCAUGAAGCACUGCGUCGGAAGAAUAAAGUGAAAGAUCAACACAG